AUGAAUGGUGUAGACAUUGGUGUAGGAUUACACUCUAGAUUUAGUGCAACUGAAAUCAUUGACCACAUUUCUCAUGAAAUGAAAAAGCGAAUUACUCAACAGGUGAAAAGCAUUUCAGGUAAAAUUUCGAUUUUGAUCGAUGAAUCUACAAGCUUAAGUGAUAAAUCUACCUUGAUUGUUUAUUUAAAAUGUGAAACCAGCAAAGAUUUGCCACCAAAUGUCUUAUUCUUAGACCUAAUUGAAUUGCCUAACCAAACUGCUGAUUCUAUUUUUGAGGCACUUUUAGGUUGUUUGAAAAAAUAUGGGUUUGAUUUUGAGUACCUAAAAGAGAAUUUAGUUGCAUUUGCCUGUGAUGGCGCUAGUGUCAUGUUAGGUAAAAAAUCUGGCGUCGUAGAAAAGCUACUACAACAGUUUCCCAACAUUGUUCCUUGGCAUUGCAUGAACCAUAGGAUAGAGUUAGCUGUGAGUGACUCUAUCAAUGACGUUGGGGCUAUUAACCAUUUUCAAAUGUUUAUGGACAAACUGUACACUCUGUAUAGUAAAUCGCCUAAAAACCAAAGAGAACUAGCCGAGUGUGCUAGUGAGCUUGAUUUGCAACUACAGAAAGUUGGUCGCAUUUUGGGCACGAGAUGGGUUUCCAGUUCAUUUAAAACUGUUAUGGCCGUUUGGUAUGGAUAUCAAGCAUUGUACUCCCAUUUUAAGAAGGCCCAAGAAGACAAGAACAGAACAACAACCGAACGAGCAAUGUACGGUGGGUUGAUUAGGCGCUUGACAUCAACUCAGUUUCUGUCAGAUUUGGCGAUAAUGUAUGACAUAUUAGCUGAAUUAACAAUGGUUUCAGAAUGUCUUCAAAAUAGGGAGGCAACUGUUGUUUAUGCAGACAAACUCAUAAGAAGGUUAAUUGCUUUUUUCGAGUGCCUUAAAGAAAAACCUGGAACUAAGACCCUUGAGGCCAAGAGAGCUGCAAUCACUGGUAAUUUUUGGCAUGUUCCCUUAACAAGUAGCAACAAAAUAACUGCUAUUAAUGACCAGCAGUUGCUAUCAAGUGUUAUCAACAACCUAAAACGGAGACUUUUCACAACAAGAAGCAGUAACGAACCAUCUAAUAAAGCCACAGGGAACAAUUAUGAUUAUGAAAAAGAGUAUGAAUAUCUCCUUUCAGAACUGAAAGUACUUGAAAGUAACAACUGGCCUCCAGAGAAAUAUGUUGGACACGGUGAACAAGAAAUCGAACAUCUCUGUGCAAGAUUUAGGUUGAAUGCCAACAAAAUUAAGAACAGCUUCAGAGAUUACCUGGAAAACAGCACUACGAUUCCGAAGGACUUAAACCCACUGAUAAACUGCACAAAGCUUAUUCCUUGCAGUUCAGCAGAGUGUGAACGUGGCUUCAGUCACAUGAAUAUUAUUAUAUCGCCAACACGGUCAAAACUGACCAUCGAGCACGUAUCAGCAUUGAUGUUUAUCAAGUUGAAUGGACCAAGUAUCCAGACAUGGAAACCAGAGAAUUACGUCAAGGCAUGGUUAAGACGACACCGUACAGCUGAUGAUACUAGAACUCGACGAGCCAACCUCCAACCUGACAAAGAGGAAGAAGAUGCAUUUGCCAUUUAUUUGUAA
Messenger RNA from Diabrotica virgifera virgifera (western corn rootworm), 1617 nucleotides. Its product is annotated as E3 SUMO-protein ligase KIAA1586-like. Gene Ontology annotation, molecular function: protein dimerization activity. The transcript has a single exon. The coding region runs from base 1 to 1617 and encodes 538 amino acids. The record is from RefSeq and is a predicted model, not a curated record. NCBI's taxonomy places the organism in Eukaryota, Metazoa, Arthropoda, Insecta, Coleoptera, Chrysomelidae.